AUGACCAGAUACUCGACAAAACGGAAACACCGUAGCAAUGGCAAUCACCAUCUCUACCGAACUCGUGUGUACGGAAGAGAUUUGGAUCAAAUUCACCAAGACUUGGUUGAGCCAGAAAAACAUGAAAAAAAGCCUCUAGAUCCUGACCUACCUGGCUUGGGACAGCAUUACUGUGUUGAAUGCGCUCGUCACUUUGCCACUGAUGAAGCGAUGCGUCUCCACAAGCGAACCAAAGUUCACAGACGUCGUUUGAAAGACUUAAAAGAGCCUGCAUAUUCACAAGAAGAAGCAGAGGCUUCUGUGAAUAUUGCUCAUCCCAAACCAGGUACUUCUUCCGAUGUGAAUCAGAAUAAGGAACCCCAGGCAGUCAUGGCAGAUUAA
Molecule: messenger RNA, 381 nt
Organism: Schizosaccharomyces osmophilus
Lineage: Eukaryota; Fungi; Ascomycota; Schizosaccharomycetes; Schizosaccharomycetales; Schizosaccharomycetaceae
Gene: bud20
Product: zinc finger ribosome biogenesis protein Bud20
Exons: 2
Coding region: 1-381 (126 amino acids)
Source: RefSeq, a predicted model, not a curated record